AUUUCUGUGAAAAUGUCAGUUCUGAUAUCACAGAGUGUAAUAAAUUAUGUGGAAGAAGAAAACAUUCCUGCUCUGAAAGCCCUUCUUGAAAAGUGCAAAGAUGUAGAUGAGAGAAAUGAGUGUGGCCAGACUCCAUUGAUGAUAGCUGCUGAACAAGGCAAUCUGGAAAUAGUGAAAGAAUUAAUUAAGAAUGGAGCUAAUUGCAAUCUGGAGGAUUUGGAUAACUGGACAGCACUUAUAUCGGCAUCAAAAGAAGGGCAUAUACAUAUUGUGGAAGAACUCCUUAAAUGUGGGGUUAAUUUGGAGCACCGAGAUAUGGGAGGCUGGACAGCUCUCAUGUGGGCAUGCUAUAAAGGCCGUACUGAUGUAGUAGAGUUGCUUCUUUCUCAUGGUGCCAAUCCAAGUGUCACUGGUCUGUAUAGUGUUUACCCAAUCAUUUGGGCAGCAGGGAGAGGCCAUGCAGAUAUAGUACAUCUUUUACUGCAAAAUGGUGCUAAAGUCAACUGCUCUGAUAAGUAUGGGACCACUCCUUUGGUUUGGGCUGCACGAAAGGGUCAUCUGGAAUGUGUAAAACAUUUAUUGGCCAUGGGAGCUGAUGUUGAUCAAGAAGGGGCUAAUUCUAUGACUGCGCUUAUUGUAGCAGUAAAAGGAGGCUAUACACAGUCAGUAAAAGAAAUUUUGAAGAGGAAUCCAAAUGUAAAUUUAACAGAUAAGGAUGGAAAUACAGCUUUGAUGAUUGCAUCAAAGGAGGGACAUACCGAGAUUGUACAGGAUCUACUCGAUGCUGGAACAUACGUGAACAUACCUGAUAGGAGUGGGGAUACUGUGUUGAUCGGUGCUGUCAGAGGUGGUCAUGUCGAAAUUGUUAGAGCACUUCUACAAAAAUAUGCUGAUAUAGACAUUAGAGGACAGGACAAUAAAACUGCUUUGUAUUGGGCUGUUGAGAAAGGAAAUGCAACAAUGGUGAGAGAUAUCUUACAGUGCAAUCCGGAUACUGAAAUAUGCACAAAGGAUGGUGAGACACCACUUAUAAAGGCUACCAAGAUGAGAAAUAUUGAAGUAGUAGAGCUGCUGCUGGAUAAAGGAGCUAAAGUAUCUGCUGUAGAUAAGAAAGGAGAUACUCCUUUACAUAUUGCUAUCCGUGGAAGGAGUCGGAAACUGGCAGAACUUCUUUUAAGAAAUCCAAAAGAUGGACGAUUACUUUAUAGACCCAACAAAGCAGGAGAGACCCCUUACAACAUUGACUGUAGCCAUCAGAAAAGUAUUUUAACUCAAAUAUUUGGAGCCAGACACUUGUCUCCUACUGAAACAGAUGGUGAUAUGCUUGGUUAUGAUUUAUAUAGCAGUGCCUUGGCAGAUAUUCUUAGUGAACCUACCAUGCAGCCCCCCAUUUGUGUGGGAUUAUACGCACAGUGGGGAAGUGGGAAAUCUUUCUUACUCAAGAAAUUAGAAGAUGAAAUGAAGACUUUCGCAGGACAACAGAUUGAACCUCUUUUUCAGUUUUCGUGGCUUAUAGUAUUUCUUACCCUGUUACUUUGUGGAGGGUUUGGCUUACUGUUUGCUUUUACCGUUGACCCAAAUCUUGGAAUAGCGGUGUCAUUGAGCCUCUUGGCUCUCUUAUAUAUAUUCUUUAUUGUGAUUUACUUUGGUGGACGAAGAGAAGGAGAGAGUUGGAAUUGGGCCUGGGUCCUCAGUACUAGAUUGGCAAGACAUAUUGGAUAUUUGGAACUCCUCCUCAAAUUGAUGUUUGUGAAUCCACCUGAAUUGCCAGAGCAAACUACUAAGGCUUUACCUGUGAGGUUUUUGUUUACAGAUUACAAUAGGUUGUCCAGUGUAGGUGGAGAAACGUCAUUGGCUGAAAUGAUUGCUACCCUCUCAGAUGCCUGUGAAAGAGAGUUUGGCUUUUUGGCAACAAGGCUUUUUCGAGUAUUCAAGACUGAAGAUACACAGGGUAAAAAGAAAUGGAAAAAAACAUGUUGUCUCCCAUCAUUUGUCAUCUUUCUCUUUAUCUUUGUCUGUAUUGUUGCUGGAAUUACUCUUCUGGCUAUAUUCAGAGUUGAUUCAAAACAUCUGACAGUGAAUGCUGUUCUGAUAUCAAUUGCAUCUGUAGUUGGGUUGGCCUUUGUGUUGAACUGUCGUACAUGGUGGCAAGUGCUAGACUCUCUCCUAAAUUCUCAAAGAAAGCGCCUACAUAAUGCUGCCUCCAGACUGCACAAAUUGAAAAGUGAAGGGUUCAUGAAAGUUCUUAAGUGUGAAGUGGAAUUGAUGGCCAGAAUGGCAAAAACUAUUGACAGCUUUACUCAGAAUCAGACAAGACUGGUAGUAAUCAUUGAUGGAUUAGAUGCAUGUGAACAAGACAAAGUACUUCAGAUGCUGGAUACUGUCCGAGUUUUAUUUUCCAAAGGCCCAUUCAUUGCCAUUUUUGCAAGUGAUCCACAUAUUAUUAUAAAGGCAAUUAACCAGAACCUCAAUAGCGUGCUUCGUGAUUCAAAUAUAAAUGGACAUGACUAUAUGCGUAAUAUAGUUCAUUUGCCUGUUUUCCUUAAUAGUCGUGGACUAAGCAAUGCAAGAAAAUAUCUUGUAACUUCAACAACAAAUGGGGACAUUCCAUGUUCGGAUACUACAGGGAUACAGGAAGAUGCUGACAGAAGAGUUUCACAAAACAGCCUUGGGGAGAUGACAAAACUUGGGAGCAAGACAGCCCUCAAUAGACGGGAUACUUACCGAAGAAGACAGAUACAACGGACAAUUACUCGGCAGAUGUCCUUUGAUCUUACGAAAUUGUUGGUUACCGAGGACUGGUUCAGUGACAUAAGUCCUCAGACCAUGAGAAGAUUACUUAAUAUUGUUUCUGUGACAGGGCGAUUACUGAGAGCCAAUCAGAUUAGUUUCAACUGGGAUAGGCUUGCUAGCUGGAUCAACCUCACCGAACAGUGGCCAUACCGGACUUCAUGGCUUAUAUUAUAUUUGGAAGAGACAGAAGGUGUUGCAGAUCAAAUGACAUUAAAAACAAUUUAUGAAAGAAUAUCAAAGAAUAUUCCAACAACUAAAGAUGUUGAACCACUGCUUGAAAUCGAUGGAGAUACAAGAAAUUUUGAAGUGUUUUUAUCUUCAAGGACCCCGGUUCUUGUGGCUCGAGAUGUAAAAACCUUUUUGCCAUGCACUGUAAACCUAGACCCCAAACUUCGGGAAAUCAUUGCAGAUGUUCGUGCUGCAAGAGACCAGAUUAAUAUUGGAGGACUUGCAUAUCCCCCACUACCUUUGCAUGAAGCUCCUCCUCGACCACCAUCAGGUUAUAGCCAGCCUCCAUCUGUUUGUUCUUCUUCUACUUCUUUCAAUGGACCGUUUGGAGGUGGCGUUGUGUCCCCACAGCCUCACAGCAGUUAUUAUAGUGGAAUGACAGGACCUCAGCAUCCAUUCUAUAACAGGCCAUUCUUUGCCCCAUACCUUUACACGCCAAGGUAUUACCCUGGCAGUUCCCACCAUCUCAUCUCACGUCCAUCAGUAAAAACGAGUUUGCCCAGAGAUCAGAACAAUGGCCUAGAAGUUAUCAAGGAGGAUGCUGCUGAGGGGCUUUCUUCACCCACAGACUGCUCAAGGGGGUCAGGCCCAACCUCUGGACCAAUAAUAUCGCUGAAUUCAAUGAAUGUGGAUGCAGUAUGUGAGAAAUUGAGACAAAUAGAAGGACUAGACCAGAGUAUGCUGCCUCAGUAUUGCACAACAAUUAAAAAGGCAAAUAUAAAUGGCCGUGUGUUAGCUCAGUGUAACAUUGAUGAACUGAAGAAAGAAAUGAAUAUGAAUUUCGGAGACUGGCAUCUUUUCAGAAGCACAGUACUAGAAAUGAGAAAUGCAGAAAACCAAGUAGUCCCUGAAGACCCACGUUUGCUUAAUGAAAACAGCAGUGGCCCAGUUCCUCAUGGUGAAUCUGCUCGUCGCCCUUCACACAACGAGUUGCCUCACACUGAGCUUUCCAAUCAAACUCCCUACACACUGAACUUCAGCUUUGAAGAACUGAAUACACUUGGCCUAGAUGAAGGUGCCCCACGUCACAGUAAUUUAAGUUGGCAGUCACAAACACGCAGAACCCCAAGUCUUUCAAGUCUCAAUUCCCAGGAUUCCAGUAUUGAAAUUUCAAAGCUUACUGAUAAGGUGCAGGCUGAGUAUAGAGAUGCCUAUAGAGAAUAUAUUGCUCAGAUGUCUCAGUUAGAAGGGGGUACAGGUUCUACAACAAUUAGUGGCAGAUCUUCUCCACAUAGCACAUAUUAUAUGGGUCAGAGCUCAUCAGGGGGUUCCAUUCAUUCUAAUCUGGAACAAGAAAAAGGGAAAGAUAGUGAACCAAAGCAAGAUGAUGGAAGGAAGUCAUUUUUAAUGAAGAGGGGAGAUGUUCUAGAUUAUUCAUCAUCAGGUGUUUCCACUAACGAUGCCUCACCCCUGGAUCCUAUCACUGAAGAGGAUGAAAAAUCUGAUCAGUCAGGUAGUAAACUUCUCCCAAGCAAGAAAUCCUCAGAAAGGUCAAGUCUCUUUCAGACAGAUUUGAAGCUUAAGGGAGGUGGACUGCGCUACCAAAAACUUCCAAGUGAUGAAGAUGAAUCUGGGACAGAAGAAUCAGAUAAUACUCCACUGCUUAAAGAUGAUAAAGAUAAAAAAGCUGAAGGAAAAGUAGAGAGAGUAUCAAAAUCUCCAGAACACAGUGCUGAGCCUAUUAGAACCUUCAUUAAGGCAAAAGAAUAUUUAUCUGAUGCACUCCUUGACAAAAAGGAUUCCUCAGAUUCAGGAGUGAGGUCCAGUGAAAGUUCUCCCAAUCACUCUCUUCACAAUGAAGCAGCUGAUGAUUCCCAGCUUGAAAAGGCAAAUCUCAUAGAGCUUGAGGAUGAUCGUCACAGUGGAAAACGGGGAAUACCACAUAGCUUGAGUGGCCUUCAAGAUCCAAUUAUAGCUCGGAUGUCCAUUUGUUCAGAAGACAAGAAAAGCCCUUCUGAAUGUAGCUUGAUAGCCAGCAGCCCUGAAGAAAAUUGGCCAACAUGCCAAAAAGCCUACAAUCUGAAUCGAACACCUAGUACCGUGACUCUGAAUAACAAUAGUGCUCCAGCUAACAGAGCCAAUCAAAAUUUUGAUGAAAUGGAAGGAAUUAGGGAUACUUCCCAAGUCAUUCUGAGGCCUGGUCCCAGUUCCAACCCAACUGCUAUUCAGAAUGAAAAUCUAAAAAGCAUGACACAUAAACGAAGCCAACGCUCAAGUUACACAAGGCUUUCAAAAGAUUCUUCAGAGCUCCAUGCAGUAGCCUCUUCUGAUAGUGCAUGUUUUGGAGAAGAAAGGGAAAGCAUUCUUUAAGAAAAAUAAGUGAAGUAGUAUUAUGCCCCCAUGGCACAAUUUUCCUGAGUUUUAUAGUGGAUCCAUCCAUGCACAUGAUCUUUGUGCAUUUCAUUCACAAAUAAUUAACACAUGAUAAGGUCUUUAUUAAAAGAGAGUAGAGGAAAGUAUAAGAAACGAUUCAUAAAUCAGCCUCCAUUGUGUUUGUAAUUAGAAGCUUGAAAACUCACUACUCUUCUUAUACUUUUCACUGGCACAUAACCCAAUAAAAUUUUUUUUGAUGAGAUCUGGUAUAAAAGUAGGUCAGAAAUACUAAAUUUAAAAGGUUCAGUUUAUCAAAGAAUAUUAAGAGCUAGAGAUUCUUUUUUAUAAGAUAUUCAUUCAUCAAAUAUUCAAAGCCCUGCUAUUUAGAAAACAUGGUGUAGGAUGAACCAGAAGCAAAUUUUGCCCUUAAGCAUUUUAAUCUUUUAGGUUGGAAUGGACAGAUUAUGAUGUAUUCCAGAGACUAAAGGUAAAUACUUGUAAAUUGAGAACCAGUGUUCUGUGUAACGCAAAUCACUUUGAAUAAAUAAUAUAUAAUAAAGAGGGCUUUGAAAAUUCAUCAGGAAGUGUGAAAACAAAUGAUGAGAAAGUGAGUCAACAGCGUUCAAAGUGGUUCCCCAGUAACUUUGGGCCAUUAGGAGCUACUAUGAGAGUGACCUGAGGAGAAUGGUCAGUAACCGCCAUAUUACGUGGAUGAUCUCUCAAACUCUCAGACUUGGCUUGUACCACCAUCCACUGUGCCCAAGAACCCACCCUAAUCUACUCUGCGACGCCUUCAAUUUUGUGCCCAACUUUUCUUAGUGAGACUAGCCAUGACUGUACAAAAGCAUGAAUUAUUUCUCUGGAGAGUCAGCGUAAUAAUAGGCACUGAUAAGUAUUUUGACAUGAGUGAGUGAGAAAAUAACUGUGUCGGAAAGGUCUAUGGCAAUUCAAGGAAAGAAUUAGGUAAAACUAAAUCAUUAGCUUCUUAUACAAGGCAGAGUUUAUCUACUUCAUCUGUUCCUAAAUCAGCAUUAUUAAUUUUGGAAAAGAAUCAUAAGAAAAAGAAACUUUUUUUUAAGAGUUAAAUGUAACAGAGCAAGGGUGAAAGAAGAUCUAACUUAUGUGAUUAUAGAACUUUGUAACUUUCUUUUAUUGUUAGCAGAAUUAAGAGAAUGAUCACAUUUUAAGUAUUUUGUGGGCUAGAAAUGUCCCCUUACCAUGCAGUGAAAAUAUUUAGUCUUUUUAACGUAGCUUUUGUUGAUGUAGAGUUAAUUCUGGCAUUAUAUUCUAAGUCACGCUAGAAAGGAUUUUAGAUGAUGGGUUGUAGAUGUAUGAUGAUCUGAAUUUAGUGUUAUACUUGUAUGUGUCUCACUUAGUGGAGUUUUAUUAAUAUACUGAAUAAAUUAUUUACUUGACUAGUCAUUGCACUAAAUAGUUGCUCUCCUGUGUUUCACUGCCUUGAUGUUUGAGUGUAACCUAAAAAUUUCAUAAAGUGUUUAUUUUGCAUGACCUUUAAGAAAUGUUUUAACCAAUUUUUUUAAAACGUAGGAUGUUAUUGAUAUUAUACAUUGAAAUGUUAAAAUGUUCGUAUUUAUAGUGUUUAUUAGUUUAUAAUAUUGUAUAACUAGUAAUUGUUUCAGAAGCAAUAUUUUGUUCCUUGUCAGGUGAGUAGAUGGAGUUUAAUAUCACUGCAGUACACUCAUUUAUACUGUUUGUGAAAUCAGUACUAGAGUAUUAAGUGUACAAAUAGGUUUAGAAACCAAUAAAAAGAAAGCAUGCU
Molecule: messenger RNA, 7114 nt
Organism: Orycteropus afer afer
Lineage: Eukaryota; Metazoa; Chordata; Mammalia; Tubulidentata; Orycteropodidae
Source: RefSeq, a predicted model, not a curated record